AGUAAAACACUGCCAAACAAAUUAUUUGCAUCCAAAUAACUCAUACAAAUACUCCAUCCAAACGAACCCUAACCGUCUUCGCCUUCGUAAAACCCUCCCCACAAUAUAUACACCUCCCUCCAUUUUACAGAUAACUUCCUAAUUACCUUUCCUCUCCAUUUGAAGUCAUCUCUGUGUCAAUUCCAUUUCAAACCCACCACGCGCUUCUCUCUCGCUCCGUCUGCAUCGCCAGUCGCCACCAAUCCUUCACAUCUGCGACCGAAGCUGUUCCUUCCGGCAGAUCCCCCGCUCAAUUCCUCAGAUCCAGGGCGAUCUCCGAUCUGACGGCUGCGGGCGGCUGCGCCGGCGGGACUCUCUACAGAUUCCUGCUUGUUUCCUUCAUUUCUAACUAGCUCGGAGAUAUGGAGAAUUUGAUCUCUCUAGUUAACAAGAUUCAGAGAGCUUGUACUGCUCUCGGUGAUCACGGGGAAGCUAGCGCGUUGCCGACUCUUUGGGACUCUUUGCCGGCUAUCGCCGUCGUUGGUGGCCAGAGUUCGGGGAAGUCGUCCGUGUUGGAGAGCAUAGUAGGAAAGGACUUCUUGCCUCGUGGAUCUGGGAUUGUUACUAGAAGACCUCUAGUGUUGCAGCUUCAUAAGCUAGAGGAAGGAAGCAGAGAGUAUGCUGAGUUCCUCCACCUCCCGAGGAAAAGGUUCACCGAUUUUGGUGCUGUGCGGAAAGAGAUUGCAGACGAGACUGAUAGAGAGACAGGACGCUCUAAACAAAUAUCUAGUGUUCCAAUCCAUCUCAGCAUAUAUUCUCCAAACGUUGUCAACCUUACGCUGAUCGAUCUUCCUGGGCUCACAAAAGUAGCUGUUGAGGGUCAAUCUGACAGUAUUGUGCAGGAUAUCGAGAACAUGGUGCGCUCCUUUAUUGAGAAGCCCAACUGUUUAAUUUUAGCAGUAUCACCUGCAAAUCAAGAUCUUGCCACAUCUGAUGCUGUUAAAAUUUCCCGCGACGUGGACCCGACAGGAGAGAGAACUUUUGGAGUUUUGACAAAGAUUGACCUCAUGGACAAGGGUACUGAUGCAGUAGAAAUAUUGGAAGGAAAAGCUUACCGGUUAAAAUUUCCUUGGAUUGGUGUCGUGAACCGUUCUCAAGCUGACAUUAACAAGAACGUGGACAUGAUCGCUGCUCGGCGUAGAGAGCGUGAGUAUUUUGCAACCACCCCAGAGUACAAGCACCUUGCUAACAGAAUGGGUUCUGAGCACCUAGCAAAAAUGCUGUCAAAACAUUUAGAAGUUGUAAUCAAGUCCCGUAUCCCUGGCCUUCAGUCACUUAUUAACAAGACAAUCGCUGAGCUGGAAGCUGAGCUUAGUCGCCUUGGGAAGCCUAUUGCUACUGAUGCCGGAGGGAAGCUAUAUUCAAUCAUGGAGAUUUGCCGUCUUUUUGAUCAAAUAUAUAAGGAGCAUCUGGAUGGAGUUCGACCAGGAGGUGAAAAGGUAUACAAUGUAUUUGAUAACCAGCUUCCUGCUGCCCUGAAGAGGUUGCAAUUCGACAAACAGCUUGCUAUGGAGAAUAUCCGUAAACUGAUCACUGAAGCUGAUGGGUACCAACCACAUUUAAUAGCUCCCGAGCAGGGAUAUCGCCGUCUGAUUGAAUCUUCGUUGGUUACUAUCCGAGGUCCUGCUGAGGCAGCUGUUGAAGCGGUUCAUUCCAUAUUAAAGGAGCUUGUACAAAAGGCCAUCCAUGAGACGCUGGAGUUGAGGCAGUACCCUGGUCUCAGAGUAGAGCUUACAAACGCAGCUGUUGAAUCACUUGACCGAAUGAAAGAAGAAAGCAAGAAAGCAACACUGAAGCUGGUGGACAUGGAGUGUAGUUACCUGACUGUUGAUUUCUUCAGAAAGCUUCCCCAAGACAUUGACAAGGGUGGCAACCCUACUCAUUCCAUAUUUGACAGAUACAAUGAUUCGUAUCUUAGACGGAUUGGAAGCACAGUUCUUUCCUAUGUGAAUAUGGUGUGUGCAACCUUACGGAACUCUAUUCCCAAGUCCAUCGUCUAUUGCCAAGUGCGUGAGGCCAAACGAAGCCUCCUUGACCAUUUCUUCACUGAGCUGGGAAAAAUGGAGCAAAAGCAAUUGUCACAGUUGUUGAACGAAGAUCCUGCGGUGAUGGAGCGCCGCAACGCCCUCGCAAAGAGGCUGGAGUUGUAUAGGUCUGCGCAGGCCGAGAUCGACCAAGUCGCUUGGGCGAAGUAA
Linum tenue is the source of this 2234-nucleotide messenger RNA. The record is from the annotation of a GenBank genome assembly. Lineage: Eukaryota; Viridiplantae; Streptophyta; Magnoliopsida; Malpighiales; Linaceae.